Molecule: messenger RNA, 606 nt
Organism: Monoraphidium neglectum
Lineage: Eukaryota; Viridiplantae; Chlorophyta; Chlorophyceae; Sphaeropleales; Selenastraceae
Exons: 4
Coding region: 1-606 (201 amino acids)
Source: RefSeq, a predicted model, not a curated record
AUGAUUGUGCGACUGGCGGUGGUGAUGGCGUUAUGGGCCGUGCUGGGCGAUUCAGUGAAGGCCGUACAAGAGCUGGUGGGCUACCAGGAGGGAUCCCUGAGGACGGUGAAGUGCAAAAGCGGUGGUUAUUUCACGGGGAUCGAGGCAUCCUUCGUCACGCUUGGUGGCUUCCGCGAGAAGGUGGCUGUUGGCCUGCGGCUACGCUGCAGCACGGGUGCGCUUCAACUGCAGUACACCGGUGAGGUUCCUGACAGUCACGAGUUUGGGGCCAACUUUGCAACGGGCAAGGUGUUGCAGGCGCUUUGUCCUCCUGGCAAGGGCAUCGCCCGAGUUCAGUGGCGGCGCGGCGAGCUUGCCGGCAAGGACGACCAGGCCUGGAGGCCCAGCGGCAUGCAGCUCUAUUGCGGCACCGAGACCAUGAACCCCAUCACAAUUGACACAGAGACCGGCAAGACCUACACUCUGAGCGACGUGCAGUGCAGCAAGACCGCCACCCCACCGCAGUCCGCGGACGAGCGGAGAGCAGUUGAGUUGCAAGUGUGGGAGGAAAUCGAUUGGGUAGGGCUGCGAUUCGUGGCGUGCGAAACCGCCACGCCACGUUCGUAA